Molecule: messenger RNA, 2453 nt
Organism: Danio rerio (zebrafish)
Lineage: Eukaryota; Metazoa; Chordata; Actinopteri; Cypriniformes; Danionidae
Gene: tgm2b
Product: transglutaminase 2b
Cellular component (GO): nucleus; plasma membrane; chromosome
Molecular function (GO): protein-glutamine glutaminase activity; protein-glutamine gamma-glutamyltransferase activity
Source: RefSeq, marked provisional
CACCGCUGGACCGCCGCAGCAUUACUUUAUAAACAUGGCUCUGGACAUCGGCUCAUGGGAUCUGGCGUGUAAAUUUAAUAACACGGACCACCACACGGAGCUGAACGGCACAGACCGGCUCAUCGUGAGGAGAGGACAGGCCUUCACCAUCAACCUGCAGCUCAACUCCGGCUCAUACCAGCCCGGAUACAGUCAGAUCAACAUCACUGCAGAGACUGGUCCUGAUCCGCAGCAGCAAUACGGCACCAGAGCCGUGUUCAGCCUGAGCUCAGAGGUGGACAGUUCAUGUUGGAGCGCCGCCGUCUCCAGUCCACCAGGAGAAUCCGUCUGUCUGUCCAUCUGCGCCGCUCCGGAUGCUCCAAUCGGACACUACACGCUGACUCUAGACGAGCGGAUCCAGAUCCAAUUCAUUCUGCUCUUCAAUCCCUGGUGUCCACUUGAUGUGGUGUACAUGGACAAUGAGGAGAAGCUGGCGGAGUAUGUUUUGGCUCAGGAUGGCAUCAUCUUCAGGGGCGAUGCCGGAUACCCCGUCCCGCUGGCCUGGAACUUUGGACAGUUUGAGGAGGGAAUCCUGGACGCGUGUUUCAGGAUCCUCGACAUGAACCCAAAACACAGAAGAAACCCUGCCAAAGACUGUUCUGGACGCAGAAACGUCAUUUAUGUCACCAGAGUGCUGAGUGCUAUGAUCAACAGUAAUGACCAGGAUUCAGGGGUCCUGGAGGGCUGCUGGAGGGACACAUUUGACGGCGGCGUGAGCCCCAUGUCCUGGGGAGGAAGCGUUCAGAUACUAAGGACGUGGGACAGGAGCUCGUGUCUGCCAGUGCGGUAUGGCCAGUGCUGGGUGUUUGCAGCCGUCGCCUGCACAGUGGCUCGUGCUGUCGGGAUCCCGUGCAGAGUUGUAACAAACUAUUAUUCAGCCCACGACACCAACAGCAACCUGCUGAUCGAGCGCUACGUCAACGAGAAAGGAGAAGUUGACCACAGCAGCACCAGAGACAUGAUAUGGAACUAUCACUGUUGGGUCGAGAGCUGGAUGGGUCGUUCCGAUCUCCCGCCGGGUUUCGAUGGCUGGCAGGCAAGUGAUCCAACGCCGCAGGAGAAAAGUGAAGGUGUGUUCUGCUGCGGGCCGGUUCCUGUACGGGCCAUAAAAGAAGGAGAGCUCACCUUUAAAUACGACGCCCCGUUCGUGUUCGCGGAGGUGAACGCAGAUUUAGUGUACUUCCUCAAGUCUAAAGACGGGAGCACAAGAAAGAUCAACUAUGACCAGAAAGUGGGCCAGAAGAUCAGCACCAAGAGCGUCGGCCGAGACGAGAGAGAAGACAUCACACACCUCUACAAAUACCCUGAAGGCUCAGCGGAUGAGAGGCGAGUGUUUGAGAAAGCCAAUCAUCAGAAUAAGCUGCUCCAGGAGAAGCAAAACACGGGUCUGAACAUCACCAUCAAACUGUCCAGCGGCGUCAGGAAGGGCUGCGACUUUGACGUGUUCGCCAUCGUGACCAACGGCACAGCGGAGGAGAAGAAGUGUCGUCUGGUGUUCGCGUCCCGAGCGGUGUCGUAUAACGGAGUGAUCGGCAGAGAGUGCGGCUUUAAAGACUUGCUCAAUGUGGAGCUGCCGCCUGGAGGAGAGAGGAAGGUUCCUCUGAGGCUGAACUACAGUAAAUACUGCAAUAACCUAACAGAAGAUAACCUCAUCCGUCUCGGGGCUCUGCUGAUCGACUACAGCACCAGAGACGCCAUCAUGGCCAUGCGGGACAUCGUGCUGGACGACCCUGAGAUCAAGAUCAGGAUUCUGGGAGAACCCAAGGAGAACCGUAAGCUGGCGGCGGAGCUCACUAUCCAGAACCCACUGCCUGAAGCCUUACAGAGCUGCUGCUUCACUAUAGAGGGAGCAAACCUGACCGGUGGAGACAGCAUCACACACACACUGGAUUCCAGCAUUGAACCGGGGCAGGAGGCCAAAGCCAAAAUCUACUUCACUCCCACUCAGUCUGGCCUGCGCAAACUCCUCGUGGACUUCAACAGCGACAAGCUGGGCCACGUUCGAGGAUACAGGAACGUCAUCAUCGGGAAAUGAGCACGUCAAGCCAUCAGUCUUCCAUUGUAUACCUGUCAUUAUUCACAGAGAUUUACCUUCUCUUUCAUAUACUGUAUUUUUGUAAGAAUGUGAAACUCCACGCUUCUGUAGUGGGACACACCGCACACACACAAGAGUUUUCAAGCACACAACACACAACUAUUAAUGACUAGAAAUCUUUUUAGGACUCUGAAAUAUACACAUUCCUGGAUGUGUUUGGACAUUUGUUUUUGCAACAAAUUAAAUUGUGCAUGGAAGUCUGACUGAGAUUUUAGGCCAUAUACAGUAAAUUCUGCAUGCUCAUGUUGUUUUUGCUUGAAAUAUAUAUAAAAAUUUUAUAUUCAUCUGUAAUUUUUACAUUAAAAUGAUGCUGUAAUCA